This is a messenger RNA of Glycine soja, 1170 nucleotides long. RefSeq names its product probable carboxylesterase 120. The record is from RefSeq and is a predicted model, not a curated record. The transcript has a single exon. Gene Ontology annotation, molecular function: hydrolase activity. Lineage: Eukaryota; Viridiplantae; Streptophyta; Magnoliopsida; Fabales; Fabaceae. The coding region runs from base 49 to 1062 and encodes 337 amino acids.
AGCUAUAUAUCAGUUCCAGGCAUCAUUUAACAGACUUUUCAAUUAGCCAUGUCACUAAAGUCAGUUACUGUAUUGACUACAUAUCUCAUCUAUGCAUCCAUAGUUGCUAAGUCAGCUAUGGAUCCCUACAAGGCCCUCAACAUCAUCCUCAACCCAAACGGAACCCUCACACGCUUAAGCAUUCCUCCACAAAGCCCUCCCUCACCGGAUCCCACUCUCCCCACAGCGGUUCUCUCCAAAGAUCUCACCAUCAACCAAUCCAAGCACACCUGGGCCCGGAUCUACCUACCCCACAAAGCACUCGAUUAUUCCCCCAACACCAACUCCAAACUACCCCUCAUCGUGUUCUACCACGGUGGUGGCUUUCUCUUCUACAGCGCCAACUCCACUUACUUCCACGACUUCUGCGUCAGGAUGGCCAACGACACUCAAUCCGUCGUCGUUUCAGUCGACUACCGCCUCGCCCCGGAGCACCGACUCCCCGCGGCCUACGAAGACUCCGUGGAGGCGCUGCACUGGAUCAAAUCCUCCAACGACCCCUGGCUACGUCACGCGGAUUACUCCCGUUGUUAUCUCAUGGGAGAGAGCGCCGGGGGCAAUAUCGCCUACACCGCGGGUCUACGUGCAGCCGCGGAGGUUGAUCAGAUCAAACCACUCAAAAUAAAAGGGUUGAUAUUGAUUCAACCGUUUUUCGGUGGGACCAAGAGGACUCCGUCAGAGGUAAGGCUUGCCGAGGAUCAGACUCUACCUUUGCCUAUCACUGAUCUGAUGUGGAAUCUUUCAUUGCCGGUUGGCGUCGACCGUGACUACGAGUAUUCCAAUCCAACGAUCAAGGGUGGUGCUAAGAUUUUAGAUCGGAUUAAGGCUCUUGGGUGGAAGGUUGCAGUGUUUGGGGUUGAAGGGGACCCACUGGUGGACCGUGAAAGAGAAUUGGUGGGACUGCUACAGCACAAGGGUGUGCAAGUGGUUGGACUAUUUUACCAAGGGGGUCGACAUGGCAUUUUCGUGGGUGACCCUUCUAUGUCUGUUAAAGUCUUUGAUCUACUCAAAACUCUUCAUUGAUGAGUUAGUUAUUUUGUGCUAUUUGGAUCAUGUUCACGUGAUUUUAUGUUCCAUGCAUCUAAUGUCGUUCUGGUACUCAAAGUAAUAAAACAAAUUAAAUUGUCCGAA